AUAGCUCAAACAUCUCUCAUUUCCUCAUACUUAAAAGUCUUCAUUCCUCAUUCACAUCUCUUCAAAGAGCCGAACGAUUCGAUGGGAGAGUUCGAUAAGAUAACGGCAGAGUUUGAUAAGAUAACGGCAUUGUACGAUAAGAUGGUAUCACAGUAUGAUGACAUGAUUGAGAAGUGGAGAAACAUCCAAGCAAAGCUGAAGCAAGGGAAGAAGACAACACAACAAGCUACGUCGGAGAAAGAGACCAUAGAAAUGAAACAGUCAUUAGAGGCAACAAAGGAAGACGUAAACGAGCUGACCCAAGCGGUGGUGUCGGUAGAGAAGCUUCAAUCUGAGUCGAAGGAAAACCUAUCAUUGAUUGAGGAGGAAGAGUCUCCACCUGUGAAGAAAACACAGCAAGAGGUGAUGGAGACGGUGACUUUAAAACUACCGGUAGCGAUGGUGUUACCUGCAGCGUCGCAGCUUGAAUCGAAGCAUCAAAACUCUGAAGUAAUUGCGGCACCAUACGUGGAGGUGCUAGAAGCUGCCGCAUCCGAGCUUGAGCCAAAGCAAACAAAGCCUCUAAACUCUGAAGUAAUUGCGGCACCAGUUUUGGUGGUUAAGGAGUUCGUUGAGAAUAGCCUUGACAUCAAUUAUAUUUAUAUGAUGCAAGCAACCGUCCAAGAGAUAAUGACCCACCAACAACUGCUGCAUCUCUUGACUAGGUUCUUUGUAUCAAGAGUUCCACAAUCACUAUUACCAUGUUGAUGUUUAGAAACCAUGGGUUGGACCU
Arabidopsis arenosa is the source of this 772-nucleotide messenger RNA. NCBI's taxonomy places the organism in Eukaryota, Viridiplantae, Streptophyta, Magnoliopsida, Brassicales, Brassicaceae. The record is from the annotation of a GenBank genome assembly.